Nymphaea colorata (pocket water lily) is the source of this 582-nucleotide messenger RNA. Its product is annotated as heavy metal-associated isoprenylated plant protein 6-like. NCBI's taxonomy places the organism in Eukaryota, Viridiplantae, Streptophyta, Magnoliopsida, Nymphaeales, Nymphaeaceae. Bases 124 to 582 code for a protein of 152 amino acids. The record is from RefSeq and is a predicted model, not a curated record. The transcript is spliced from 3 exons. Gene Ontology annotation, molecular function: metal ion binding.
UGAUCUCUAUCUUCUCCUUCAAAAAUUCGACGUUCCUUGGAGCGAUAAUAAUAACUGACAACCUCCACCAAGUCACCCCCUCAUCGGACGAUCUUCUCUGGUACUACAUCGACUUCUGAAAAAAUGAAGUGGGUGAUUGAAGCCAACAUCGACUGCUGCGACGGCUGCCGGGAAAGAGUGGAAAAGUACCUGAAACGCGUUCAAGGAGUUGAAUCUGUGGAUUUGUACCCUGAAGAAAGCAAGGUGGUGGUGACUGGAGACGUUGAUCCCACCAUCGUCCUCGCUGCCGUCAAGAAAGUGAAAAAGGAAGCCCGAAUGCUGACAAAGGACGCGUCUGCGAAGAACUUGUCAGCCCUGGUUGAUGCAUAUGACAACAGAAAGAAAAAGAUCAUACCAGUAGAUGCAGUAAUUCCCAUGAAAGAAGCAGCAUCUAAGAAAGCCAUAGUAAUAUAUAAACCCCCAAAGCCAUCGGAUGGCAAGGACAAGGUUGCCUCGGAGACGAAGACCUAUGGUUUAAAUCUCUACGCAUAUGGGUUUGGUGCAGGCGUCUACUACAAAUGCAACAAGACUUACAAAAAGUAG